Messenger RNA from Acanthochromis polyacanthus (spiny chromis), 13741 nucleotides. Its product is annotated as mitogen-activated protein kinase kinase kinase 11. The record is from RefSeq and is a predicted model, not a curated record. Bases 1128 to 4283 code for a protein of 1051 amino acids. The transcript is spliced from 10 exons. Lineage: Eukaryota; Metazoa; Chordata; Actinopteri; Pomacentridae. Gene Ontology annotation, molecular function: JUN kinase kinase kinase activity; protein binding; ATP binding. Gene Ontology annotation, cellular component: centrosome. Gene Ontology annotation, biological process: protein phosphorylation; microtubule-based process; positive regulation of apoptotic process.
GACUCUUUUCCUGUUGGGAGAGAAAAAGUUUUGAAACCCCACCCUCUGCGCUGACUGAAGCUCAGACGUAGCGGUGGUUCGAGCUGUGACCGAGGAAGAGGAGCGCGUUUAAGAAGAAGAAGAAGAAGUUACGAUGGAGGAGUUGCGCUCUUUGGACACGGACUGGAACGACACCGAACCGGAACAGGCCACGAUCUGAAAACCCCAGCAGGAACUUCAGGGGAUUUGUUUGUUUUCACUGCGUGUUUCUGCCCUCUGGAAAGUAAAGCCGAGCAGGUUUGGAGAGCUCUUCCUGUUCCACAGUAAUCGGCGGUUUCUAAUUUGCUGCUGUGUUUUUUGUUUUCUGUUUUGUUAUGAUAAUAAAAGUCGCCUCUCCGUGCGCUCCUCUCAUCACCGUGUGCAUGGAUACUGUGGCGCAAUGGGAUGCGGGAUUUCCUGCGGGAGCGACGCAAACUUGCGGUCGGUUAUUGGACGUUUGGGCUCAAUAAUGCGAACUGGUCAGCGCUGAAACUUGUCGUAAAACACUGGUUGGCUGGACUGAAUACUCCUUUCCUGCUAUUCUUCUCUGCAGCUCAGCGCUUCCUGCUUGUGGUGGCUGCUGCACUUAAUGGCUAAAAAUACAUAAAAACUCAAAAUGGACAGCUAGAAGUGUCGUGGGAGACUUGAUUUUGGAGUUUUUUAAGGAUUCUUCUGCUCUUUAAAACCAGAACUCAACAGGUGGCACUUUUGAAUGAGGCCAGAGAGGAGCUGGUUUGGCCGUAAUGAGGUGAUUGGAGAGCCUCUUAAAUACAGGCCGGUGAAAUGAUAUUGUGCUCAAAGCAUGUGUUGGGAAACCGCACACCACAUCACUUGAGCAGAGAGGAAUCCAGUGCAGGAAUCUGAGCUUUCUGGACUAAAGGUUCUGUGAAGGGAGAGCUUCGGAUCGGAGACGAAUGCAACACACCUGGUUGGUCUGUGAACCCUCGCAACUUGUUGGUCCAACUCCUGAACGCGUUCCACUGGUCCCUGAUGAGCCAACAAGAAAGACAGGAAAGGGAGCGAGGCGCAAUAAAGUACUCCUUUGUACUUUAUUUUCAAACCCUUGGGGUGCAAAGUCAGAUCCAGUCAAAACAUCUGCUUGAGGCUCCAUGGAGCCACUGAAGAACAUUUUCAGUCGUGGCCCGCUGUCCAACUGGAAGAAUCUGGAACAAUCGCAAAAAGGGAACUUCACCAACCCGGUGUGGACGGCCUUGUUCGACUACGAGGCGUCCUGUAAGGAUGAGCUCACCUUGCGUAAAGGCGACCUGGUGGAGGUCCUGUCUCUGGACUCUGAGAUAUCGGGGGACGAGGGCUGGUGGGCCGGGAAGGUCAACAACAAGGUGGGCAUCUUCCCGUCCAACUACGGCUCCUUCAAGCCCAGCGGAUACGGGAAGCUCCCGGGCAGCGGCGUGGUCGGCGAGCUCAGCCCGGCAGUGGUGGGCGAGUUCGAAUCCGAGGCCGUGGACUUCCGGGAGCUCAACCUGGAGGAGGUCAUCGGGGUCGGCGGCUUCGGGAAGGUGUAUCGCGGUACGUGGAGAGGCGGGCUGGUGGCGGUGAAGGCGGCCCGGCAGGACCCCGACGAGGACAUCAGCGUGACGGCGCAGAACGUGAGGCAGGAGGCGCGACUGUUCGCCAUGCUCACCCACCCCAACAUCAUCGCCCUGAAGGGGGUCUGCCUGCAGGAGCCCAACCUCUGCCUCAUCAUGGAGUACGCCUCGGGCGGGCCGCUGAGCCGGGCGCUGGCCGGCCGUCGUAUCCCGCCGCACGUCCUCGUCAACUGGGCCGUGCAGAUCGCCAGAGGGAUGUUGUACCUGCACAACGAGGCCAUCGUCCCCGUCAUCCACCGGGACCUCAAGUCCAACAACAUCCUUCUGGCUCAGCCCAUAGAGAAUGAAUGUAUGGAGGGUUUGACGUUGAAGAUUACAGACUUCGGCCUGGCCAGAGAGUGGCACAAGACCACGAAGAUGAGCACCGCUGGCACCUACGCCUGGAUGGCCCCCGAGGUCAUCAAGUCGUCCACCUUCUCCAAGGGCAGCGACGUCUGGAGUUAUGGAGUUCUGCUGUGGGAGCUGCUAACAGGAGAGGCGCCCUACAGAGGGAUCGAUGGACUGGCCGUCGCCUACGGAGUCGCCGUCAACAAGCUCACCCUCCCCAUCCCCUCCACGUGCCCCGAGCCCUUCGCCCAGCUCAUGUCAGAGUGCUGGGACCAGGACCCCCACCGCAGACCCAACUUCGGCUCCAUCCUGGCCCAGCUGACGGCGCUGGAGCAGCAGGUGAAGGAAGAGAUGCCGCAGGACUCCUUCCACUCCCUGCAGGAAGACUGGAAACUGGAGAUCCAGGACAUGUUCGAUGAACUCCGGGCCAAAGAGAAGGAGCUGCGAUGCCGUGAGGAGGAGCUGAAGCGAGCGGCUCUGGAGCAGAAGUCCCACGAAGAGUUCCUGCGGCAGCGCGAGCAGCAGCUGGCCCAGUGGGAGCAGGACGUGUUCGAACGCGAGCUCAGCCUCCUCAUCCUGCACCUGAACCAGAACCAGAACCAGGAGAAGCCCAACGUCAAGAAGAGGAAGGGCACGUUCAAGAAGCACAAGCUCAAGAGCAAGAACGGCGAGAAGAUCAGCAUGCCCCAAGGGUUCAUCCAUAAGAUCACGGUGCAGGCGUCCCCAGGCCUGGAGAAGAGGCGGAACUCUCCCGAUCUGGGUUCGGGCUCCUCGCCUUCCUUCGGCCCACGUUUUCGUGCGAUCCAACUCAGCCCCAGUGACAACAGCAGGACGUUUGGUCUGAGCCCUGUCUGGCCCCUGGAGGCCCCUUCUCUUAAACAAGCCAAUGGAGACCUGAGGUUGAGCACCCACUGGAGGCCCCAGAGCCCAAAAAGUCCCAAAAGCCCCAAAGUCCUGCGCCUCAGUCCCCAGGAAAGCAGUCUGUCGAUGCGAGCCAAGCUCCUGGAGUCAGACAGUAAUGAGAACGGAGAGUCCAAGGAUGACUUUGAGGAGUACCGACCCUCCACGCCGACCCCUCCCUCUGGAGGGACUCAGAACGGCUCCUCAGUGAAGGACAGCCUGCGGCUUCCUCUACCUCAGGGAGACUCGGGCAGCGAGGAAGGGGGUUCCUCCCCGGCUGGCUCCCCAAGGCCCGAGAGGGGUUCUCUCGGUGGGCUGAUUAAGAGCACCCACCGGGCCCUGCUGGACGGCGGCUCCCUCCUGGCCUCCGUAGGACUAGGUCGCUGUCUGGAUAUUCCCCCAAGGGUGCCCCCUCGAACUAACCCCCCUUCUUUUGAUGACCGUACCCACUCCGAACUUGAGAUCUCCCUCCCUAAGCCCCUCAUUUCAGACCCCCCAGUAGUGGAUGAUCUCAUCACUUUCUCCACCUCUGAGCCUCUACCCAGACCACUGUUGGAUUUAGCUCUGCAGUACCAAGAACUGAAGCCUUUGCCCCUGACGCCGCCUCCGCCAAACCCCCGCGAGAGGAGCGGGCAUCGGACGCCGCAAACGCCACAAACGCCGCACAGUCCCCAGAGUCCCAGGAACCCUUUGCGGCACGACAGGCCCAACCUGGGCGAAUGGACCCCCAGUUCUAAUUCCACCAACGGGGAGCUGAGCAGUGAAUCCUGGGAGCACAGAGCUGACAGGAGGAGGAGGUCCAGCCAAGGUCUGCACACUUCUCAGCUAGUUUUGGACUUGCCUUUGUGCCAAGACAUGCAGGACUCUGACGACAAGCCAUCAGCGCCCUAUUCUCUCCACCCCAAUCCUGCCCUUUUGAGCCCCAAAACCCGCCGCCUGGAGGUCAGUGUCAUUCCUCGGCCUCGCCCAUCCCCUAUCCGACCCCGCAUCGACCCCUGGAGCUUCAUCUCGGCUGGCGGCGGAAACUCAGGUGGCGGCCGCAGCCCAAACCGCUCGGACAGCAACCUUUUGUGCUAUCAGCCGUCGCCUACCAACCCGUUUACCAACUGUGACCCUUUCCCCUCCCCGGACUGUGACCCGUUCGCCCUCAAGGCCGACCCCUCGAGCAGCUCGGACGCCGCCUCCCCUUUUGACCCUUUCUCGGCUCCCUUUCCCACCUCUCGCUCCGCCCCGUGCUCCACCAACGGCUCGCCCACGCUGCCCUCGUUCCGCAUCGCGCCCAUCAACCCGGCCGACUCGCCUCUCAUUGACCUCGGCUGGGCGGCCUGCAGCAAGCCCCUGGACGGCACCAAAGAGAAAGCUCACCCCCGGAGGAUACUGGGGCUCAAACCCUUCAAGUCCCCGACGCAACUCAGAGACGACAGGUUUUAAACCCAGCCUUGCCUGUGCCACGUUUCAUUAAUGGAUGCUAAGAACUGCGAUUUUUUUUUUUUAAAUCACAGGAACACAGUCCAGGACCUUUUUCCCACUACAAUGUCCAACGUCGUAACACGGAUUUGGAACGCACACUCGCCAAUCAACCCGCUGAGGGAGGUUUAUCGCAGGCAUCGCAGGUCUUGUGUUUACAUCAGCCUGCUGCUUUGGAAACCAGAAAGCCAGUGAAAGGAGGUACAUUGAGUCGUGGGAUAGCCGCCUGUGAACCAAUAGCGGGUGCCCAUUUCGUUCUUUCCCUCUAUCUCUGCUUCUUGAUCCCUUUGAAGGAGCAGAGCACAGAUCACUAGUCCCAUCUUCAGAUUCUAUCAGACUGCUCGUAUCACCCGCUUUCAUCUCCCCCUCCCUACCUUUGAAGCAUUGUGACAAUGCAGAGGUGGAUAAGGCGACUUGCACAGCUUCAUCUGCCUCUACCUCUCUACAGACUGAAAGCAUUCAGGACAAUGGAAAAUUGGAGUGCCUUAUUUCGUGAAGUGUUUUUAAUAUAUAUCUUUUCAAGGUUCCUUCAAUGGUUAAUCUGGUGCGUAGGGAAGAUGCUAUGAAUUUGGCUUAAAUUUGCAAAUCAGCUUAGCGUUGCGGUGUGAGAAGAUGUCGUCUGUGUGUGUGCGUGUGCAUGUAUGUCUAGACUCAUUGUUCAAGGAAAGCUUACUGUGUUUUUGUUUUUUUUUUCUUUCUUUUUGAAACUGCGUCUGCCUGUUGCAUUGUGGGAGAAAAAGCACUCAGAGUGGAUAUUCUAGGCCGCUGGUGAAAUCCAGGACAAAACCGUGACCCAGGCAUUCCACUUGGAAGCAGAUAACAUUCCAGUCACAUUCCCCGGGAAAUGCCAGGGAUUGGACAGAUUCAUUCGGCUGGCAGGCGACACAGCACAGGAAACAAGACGGGGGAGCCCUCUGCAUUCCCUUCAUAUGCCAAAGAAUGCCACUGCGACAGUGUAAGGGCUGGGACAAAAGGGUGUUUGCAAAUAAGUUGUUUUUACCUCCAUCCAGUGCCAGACCAGUGUGGUUGAGGGGGGUUUGCACACACAGGACAGCACAGAGACAGUUGAGACAAUCACAGAUGGUAUUUAAACAGAACUCCUCUGUUAUCAACUGCUUAAAUACUAUCCAUACUGUCUUAUCACCACCUGCAUGUUGCUGUCGGAAGGUUCAGCCGAGUACUUGGGUAUGGAAGCUUCAGUGAGAAUCCGUUUGUCUUUCAAAGUAAUCACACAGUUUCGGUUUACAUUUCUUUCCCCGACAGAACAAACGCACCACUCUCCAGGCUUUUCAUUAGUCCCAUCUUCCCUGCUGUAUCUCCCGAACCAAAUUUACUUUCCAAAUAAAUAGAAUCCAGAAAGAAGCCCCUCUGACACCUGGCGACGACGACAUUUUGAGCUUGGAGACGGGUUAGUUUAACAUUGUAGAAAUCAGGGGCAAAUGGUGAGUCCAGCUUUUCAAAGGACAAACAAUCCACAAACCGUCAUCUCUGAAGGUCGCUCAUUAACGCGUCACAUUUGUUGUUUAUUUGCGGUAAUUUCUGGUCAGUCAUGGUCGUCACUAUGAGGUUGCCAGGCAACUAGAUGAGGCUCGGAAGCUGCUGCUCCCCCCACCAUAAACAACAACUCAAUGCUUUAGUGCAGAUUAAACUAACGAGACAUGAUGCGCUAAUUAAUAAGCUUUAGAGGCGCUCGGGGGUUCAUCUGGAAGAAGUGGUAUUGAUCUUCUCAUCUAACUCAUAAGAUAAUAGCAAAUUCUCGGCUCUGGAUAUUGGGGUCCAAUUAAUGACGAAUAUCCGAAUAUUCGAGCACGGGAAUCCAAGUAUUCGGAUCUCAAAAUUAAUAUUCCGACAACACCAUAAUGACUGAAUAUUCAGGUCCACUCCAAGAUAAUAUGCCUACUUCCUAAAUUGUCCCAACUAUUUCUUCAAGGUUAUGGCAUUUGAUGUGCAAGACGAGACCAGCAGUAGCUCCCUUCGUCUUGCUUAAAAGAUCAUGCAGGUUCCUGUGGGAAGUACAACCGACCAGAAUGCAGAGCAGCAAUCAAGAUCAUUCUACGUGCUAAAUAUAACAUGUCCAGGCACAUUCUCAGGGUUUUAUUUUUCUGAAAUCGUCUUGGGAAAUGCACAGCGUGAGGCAGGUGGAGGUGCAGCAGUGAAUAACUCCUAAGUAGUAUCAAAGGGUGUUUUUUUUUUCUUUCCCCAAAACCAUCUGAUCCGGUCUAUUAACAUAACAAGUGUAGGUCAAGCAUGCAAGCAGCUGAAAGAGACCCACUGACUCACGGCACAAAACUCGUCCCGCCAACCUCGGCUUCUCUGAAACGCCAUGACGUACAAAUACCGAUCGGCUUCAUCGUUGACACGGUGUCAUCGGAAGACAAUGCCGGCUUUGUUCUGCCGAGGAGUGAAAGCCUCGUCUCCGAAGGGGGAAAGCUUUGUGAUGAGCCUAAUAAUCCUACUGACGAACAGAGGAAGCUGAUAGUGAUAAUUAGCCUCUUGAUAAGAGCAGGGAGCAUUAACAAAGCGUUCAGAUAUUUGGUUAAUUAAUUUGCCCCCGAUGUUACAAAAAAUACCCCGCAUACUCCGGGCAAGGUAUUGAGUCGCCUCCUGCUCCAGCUUACAUCUAGAUUUAAGCCGUGGCCUUUUUCGUGUUUCAAAGAGCCGUCUGUCCUCGCCUCUUUUCCUCUCCGUUGCCACUGGCUACGGCUGCUGACUGGACUUCUUUUUCAUCUUCAUUGUCAAGGCUCACCUUUUUCUGCCUUCUCGCCCCUCAGGUGAUGUGGGGAGAUAGUUUUCUUUCAUUCGUUUUCUUCUUACUUCCCUCCCUGCUUCGCUGCGAAGUUUUCUCGAGGGCAGUUGUGUCCUGACGCUGCACAGCGUUCGGGUCGGGUUUUAUACGAGGGGGCAAAGGAAAUGGCAUUUGUUCUAGGACAGAGUACAUUUACAGAGGAGUGCUCAUUUUUAUUGAGGCAAUUUUGUUGGAAAUUGGAACAGGAGUUUUAAUGUGUGCAGCGGUAACAAAGAGACAGAGCUCGGAGAUUCUCAUUCGAAUUUUUCCUCAAAUGAGCUAGUUUGUCUACAUCUGAAGGCGAAAGUUUAUAGCCGUUCUGCAGGGCUCGACUUCAGGGAGGGGAGAAAAGCUUGUCGUCAAUUCAUAUAAACGGGUAUCGCACACUGUGACUCUUCUAGAAAGCAUUUACCUAGUAUUGCAGUUUGAAAACUGAUAGAAGUGGUUGUGUCAAGAAGGAGAAAAGGGAGCUUGAGAGAGUUCAAACACUGCCUACUGUCACACCUCCGCACACCUGGCAAUUGCUGAGGGAAGUAGGAGUGAAUGUCAAAUUGUCUGCUUUAAAAAGGUACCAAAAUUGUCGUAUAAACCCCUUUUGGAUUUGUAGAAAAAAGUGGGAUCUAAAUUUGUGAGAAACAUUUCGUCUGAAGCCUUUAAACUUGAGGGUCUGCUUGAUUUUUAUCGAUGCUCACGGAUAGAAAAGCAGCAGCUAUUUAUGUCAGGGGUGUCAAACUAAUUUUAGUUCAGGGGCCACAUUUGGUCCAAUUUGAUCUCAAGUGGGCCGGACCAGUACAAUCACAGCAUAACAACCUAUAAAUAAUGACAAUUCCACAUUUUUCCUUUGUUUUAGUGCACAAAGGUGCAUUUAAUGAACUCUCUUUUUACAAAACAUUGUGAAGAACCUCAAAUUUUUGAAGAGAAGUAAGUUCAAUUUCAACAAUAUUAUGCCUUAGUUUGUCAUUUACACAUCAAAACUUCCAGAUCACAGAGUGUCUACAAAGGAACACAACAUUUAGUCUCAGGUUUCUGGAGCUGAACAAUAUAGUGUUUAACUUUAUGAUCAAAAAAGACAAAAAAACCCAGCAGAAACAAGACAAAAUAUUACAAAAAUGAGACAAAAUGACAAAAACAAGAUGCCAAAUGACAAAAAUGAGAAACAAAAUGGGACAAAUAACACGAAACUAAACAACAAAAGAAACAAAAAAUUUGACAAAUAGUUAAAAAGUGACCAAAAAAGGGACAAACGACACAGGCAUGACAAAAAAAGACACAGAAUGACAAAAACAAGAUGAAAAAAUUACACAAACAAAAGCGAGAAACGACACAACAAAAAAAUUGACGAGCAACACGGGCGAGACAAAAAAAACCCACAAAAUGAUACACAAAACAAUGAAUAAAGCAAAACACAAAAUGACAAACAAUGGUCAAAAGCAAGACACAAGUGACAUAAAUGAGACAAAAAAUCCCCCAAAAAAAGGAAACGCGACAAAACAAUGAAUGAAGCAAAACACAAAAUGACAAAAAUAGGACAAACAACACAAGCGAGACAAAAAGGAAACACAAAAUGACGACGACAUGAGAGAAACCCCAAAAGUCAACCAAAAAAGACAAACAACAAGACAAAAUAUGACUAAAAUGAGACAAAAUUACAAAAGAACAAUGAACAAUCUAGUAUUUAUCAAAACAACUUUUAAAUUGUCAGAUUUACAAUUUGCAGUUAGUAUCUUCUGCGUAUCUUUUACCUUUUGAAAAGUCGUGGACCCUCUGGCUGGCUGCUUGUGGCUCGUGGGCCGCAUGUUUGACACCCCUGGUCUAUGCGGUUAGCCUGUACCUGGAUAUCUGACCAAUGAGGGGAAGAAAGAGUCUAUCCAAUGCUCUGAACAAACGGGUAGAACAUGUAGGCCACCACUCUGAAUCUGACAGGAUCAUCUGUCGUGGAUGAUCCUGAAUUUUGCUCGUCUAAAGCUUGAUGCUGACCUCUGGUCCGACUCACCUGCCAUUACCUGGACACGAGCACGAUGGAUCUAAGAGGUUUAAUAUAGAACUUGUCUCUCUCGGCAGCCUUCCCCACCUUCCUCCCCUCUCUUAUCCCCGCCACCGACAUUUUACAGACAUGACAAGUGAUGAGUUAUUGCCUCGUCUCUUCGUGUCAACACACAAAGCCACGAGAGCUAUCUUCUGAUAGUCGUUACGCUUGGGUAGCUGUUAUUGUCAACACGGCUCUGUGAGCAAAAAAGAAAAAGACACAUGAAGGAAAUUGAGAUGAUUGAAACGUCUGGCAGAUUAUUUCUGUCACAGAUUCUCUCUGUGUGUCAAGCAUCCACUCCAACCUGCCACUCAUGUCUUGUCUGUGCGUUCGCUCGGUGCUCUUUAAUUUUCCCUCAGACCUGAUGCCGAAAAGCACAUUUUGUAAUUGACUACCUAAAAUCACUGUGUUUUUCACAAGUAAUUACAUUAUUACCUGUAGUCAGAGUGGGAUUGCUUGCCCCCUCUGGUUAUAACUUCUGGAAGUAGCUCAUUUGAGGUGCUGAGAAACCUCAAUCCUAUAAAAAGACCCAAGAAAAUAGGUCAGAAUACUUUAAGUACCUGCUUGCAUAAACAAAACACCCCAGCCUCAUCUAUUAAAGUGUAAUCUGAAUCUGACAAUUUGCCAGCUGAGGGAAUAAACACAUUUUUAGGAAGCACUUUGUGGACCAGGAUGUCCAGUUCUUGGGUUUGCCUGUCAGAUUUAGGAACCAUAGCUGCCGUUCGUCAGCCGGAGCUGGCAGCCGGCACCCCAAUAAGAAAAUCCCGAUGAGUUGAUCGUGACGUCCUGCUCUUCCAGGCGUCGCCCCGUCCGUCACCGCAAAUCACCGAGAACAAACUGACAAGACGAGUGGAACCGAAUCCUCUAAAGGCGGGACUGAUAUCUGGCCACCGGUGACAGGGAACAGACGUGAUUUCAUGAUCCUAAUUCAAAGCUCAAGCUCACACCGUUGCCCCCUAAUCAGUAGAUAGCAAACGGUCAACACACUACAUGGAUGAAUUCUAAUCAGACUGCACAAUGGAGAAAUGCAAGGCCUUGACCCUCAUCAUGCCAAGAGGCUAUUUGUUAGUGGUGGUUGUGUUUUAGAGUACCAGAGGGGGGAAAUCAGAGCUAUUACACAGAAUAAUAAAAUAAAAGAACAUGUCGCAAGCUAGUUAUUAGCUUUGCGAAGGAGCAAAAGUGGAAAGUAAAGCUUAAUGCAGCCAUCCAUUGGGGUUUAAUUUGGCUUUGUAAACAGCAGAGACGUGAACUCGCAUACUCACUAUCUGAUCUACCUUCAUUAGGUCAGUGAUUCAGCUGUAGUAGUAAACAUGUAAACACUAAUACCGUUAGCUUUAAAAAACAGUGGUGCCAGUGGAUAUAUAAUCCUGUCAAAGAUAGUACAAUUACCCCCUGUGUUCCUUUUAGUUUCAUGGGGUUUGUGCUUUGUCGCCUUUGUUUACAAUGUAGUCUUUCAAAAGUAUAUGUUUUUGAUAGUUUAUAAAAAGAAAUACUGCAUUUGCGGAGAGAUGAUACAAUUUUGAAUGCUUGAUUUUGUCACCUGGCUACCUAGCGGAAGCUAACAUUUGACAUAAAACCUAAUCGGCCAGAUUUCCAUUUCCGUUAUUUUCAAAAUACGUCAUGCUUCCUUACUUUUACAUGUUGCCAGUUUGACUUCUGUUCCAUCCUGUAGUUUCUGACAUCGUGCACAUAGUUCAGUGUGAUUUGGUUCUUUUCUUUUUAUAAAUGUGUCAAAAGUGACUGACGCAGGGGAAAAGAUGUAAAUCGAGGUGCAGUGUGUGACUGUGACAACAUGGUGGCAAGUGUUGCUGGCGAAAGGCUGAAUCUUAUUACUGCACAGCCUUAUGGGUAAACUGAGCUCUGGAAUAGAAACAUGUGAACCCCGGUUACUGGGGAGGAAAAGAAUCACAUUUAAUAGUCUACAUGCCCAUAUUACCCAAAGUAGCAGAGCGCAGUGUGCACGUAAACAUCCCCGUUUUUAGUGUUUGACUCUGAGGAAGUCAGCAAGUCAAGUCAGAAGUUGACUAUUUCUUAAAUUCCAGUUAGAGCAUGUUUGUCUCCCUCAUGGGCGCAGAGAAAAUUGGAGAAUGAUUCAAUAAGGCUGGAUGGGAAAAAAAAAAACACCCUCUGGCUGAACAUGUGUUGUAUUUACUUUUAUUGAUGAAAUUUUCUCUUGGCAGGUCAGUGAAGAGUGAAUUCUGAAACGACAGAAUAGAUGGCCUGGCAUUUCAGUGGCUUUCACCUAAAUCACCUUUGCUGCCUCUGCUUGCUUGUGUUCAAUUAAGUGGAUGUUACAAAUACGCCUGGUUUUCAGCCUCGUUUCGGUUGUCUUAUAGCCGGCUGUCAGCGCCGCAGACGCAUUAUUGCUCGUCCUGGCUCGCAUUAAACCGAAACACCUGCCCAGGCCUUUGUUUGGCCUUAAUAGGCCGAGACCAAAUGAUCAAAUAUGACCUUUCGUCAGGCGUACAGCAACUGCACAUCCCAAUAGGAAUGUGGACAAAAGCCAUGUCUGCGAGAGCUGCCACCAGGUGUGUAAGCGCUCUCUGAAACUGUGAAUAUUAUUCCUAAUUCUUUUCAGUCUGUGCAUCCAAGGUCACCAUCUGCUGUCUGUUUUUUUCCAGCAGCAGCAGCAAAAACUGAAUCAAUAGGAGCUAUGAAAGAAAGACCAAUUCGCUUCCCAGACUACAGCGAUGGCUCUUGCUGAAAGCUGGCACUCUGUUUAGAAAAUAAACAUGGAUUUUAUCUAUGAGGUUAUUAAGUCCAAUGCCCACAUUCUCAUCCCUUCCCUCUGCUCGACAACAUAAAACAGCCCCAUGCUUGUGAUUAUUGUUCUGUCCGGCUAUUGACACUCAAUUACCUUGUGAUCUUCCUCAAAUAGAAACCAUUCAGUCUGUAAAAUUCUGUUUCUGGAGUGCCGAUUGAGUGCGCUGCAAAGCAAUUGGUUGACUAAGCAGGCCUUGUGUGUCAAAUAUAGAAAGCACAAAAUGAUUUAUUGUCGUCUGCUCAGCAGUGUUUGCUUAUAGAAGGAAUAGUUGGUAUUUUUUGGCAUUUUUGUUAACCCUCCUGUUGUCUUUAUUUAUGGGCACCAAAAAAUAUUGUUUCCUUGUCUGAAAAAAAUCUGGAAAUUCAGCAAAAAUAAUUCCCCAUGUUUCUGAAAAUUUGCAAAACCUUCAGGGAGACACUUCCAAUAAUUCAUUAAAAGUUUAAAAAAAAACUAAAUUUGGCAAGAAAAUUCUUGUAAAUAUUUUCAAGAAAUUAGUAAAAAUCUUCCAAAAAAAAAAUCCUAAAAAUAUCUAAAGUGAUUACAUAUAUAUCAGUAAAACUUCUGAUAUUUUCUUUAAGAGCAUUCACCAAAAAAAUCAACCAAAAUCCAGUGAAAUUGGCGGGAAGGAUAAAGGCGCCACCGCUCUGUUUAGCGCUGCCAACAGUAUUUCUGUGCAAAUCAAUGCAAACAAAUUUAAUGAUCGGCUAAGUGACUAAACGUCUGACAUUUCACCUGAUUAACGUCUUCAGAGGCGCAGCUAUAAUUCCGGGUAAAGUGUUCGCCUGAGGCUUUUGGGUAUUUAACAGCAGGAGGUCUCUUUCAGGUGCUCAUGGUUGGGCUUAAAUAACUGAACUCUAAAUGAUCCACGCAGGCAGUUUGAAAUGGUUUUGGAUGGUACAAAUCCCCAUGACUCACUGGUCGAAUCUCUUCAACUCGCAGCAUCACAGUACUGUAAAAGGCUUUUCCUUCUGACAGCUUCCCACCAGCCUGCUAAGAACAUUCACAGCAUUUCUAUACAGGGGGGGGGAGUGGAUAUUUAUAAAUGGCCAUCUUUUUACACACUGGAUUAUUUCUCUUUCAAGAUGGCCAUGGACGCAGUCUACAUUAGGAUGAUUUCAUAUGAACAAAACCUUUUCUUUAGGUUUUCACUGGAGUUUUUUAAGAUGCAUGUAUGGGUGCUUCACAUGAGGCAGAUUAACUUUACAUUCCAGUUCUUCCAAUCUGACCAAAUCUGAUUUGUCUGCGCUCCCCAGUGUUUGUGUAGCAGAAACUCGGUUCUUUGUGUACAUUGCAGCAAAAACCCAAACCUAAAUUGCAGCCUGACGUCCCCUCGAGGCACCCAUACUGAAUUUUUAUGUGCAUAAAACUGCUAAGAUGGAGAAAAGGCGUUUGUAGCUACCUUAAAGUAGCACACACUUGACCUUCUCCCCGUCUUUGUAUCUAUUUGCUUUUAUUGUAAUUGUUCCAGAUUAAUUUCUAUGUCUAUUUUGUCUUUUAUUACAACCUCGGCGAUGUGAUAACACAACUGUUGCAUUGCCCUGGCAGCCAUUUUUACAUCUCUCUCAGAUCUGCCUCUGCUCAUGCGAGUUGGAGUUUUUUUGUUUUUGUUUUUGCAAGUCGUCGGGCUUUGAAAAUUCGUUUUUUGUUGCAUUUUUGUGAAAUCUCGCACUGGGCUGGGCCUAAUCAACUGUUUUUAUUGUGCGUCAAGAGGAUUAUUUCUGUAUACAGUAUGUGAAAAAUGUUUUUAUUUCUCUUGACUAUUAUAAUGGGUUUUAACCUGUGGAAAAAAAACAAAGGAAAAAAAAGCUCAAAAAGAGAUAAGACCAAAUAAAAUGUAACACUCCUGA